UCACAACGAUGGAAGCUCUCGCGGUUUGAGUUUACUCGGGAUCCGCUCGCCCGCCGUUUCGCACCGUGUGCGCCGAGUGAAUUCACGUCCGGGCCGGAGGACGUCGACCUUUCCCCUUUUCAUCCCUCCUUUUUUUUCGCGCUGGAUCCCGCUACCCCCUUCUCGCGCAAAUCUUCCCCCCGGCUGUGUGAUACGGAACGGUAAACACUCUCCGGAAAGAAAGCAACCUGGUCGCUUGGUGUCUCUCACACACACCGGUAACGCCCUGUGUAACACCCGCAGGUAUUAGUCACUCGAUGGAGCUGGCGAUAUGAGAGCUAUCUGAGGGAGCGUGACAGAUAAAGGAGAGAGAGAAAGAGAGAAAGAUAAUUAUUCUUUUUGACGGAAUAACGCGAAAUCGAGAUGGACAGCAAAGGGCGGAAGAUCAUCGUCUGCGACAAUGGCACCGGGUUCGUCAAGUGCGGAUACGCCGGCGCGAACUUCCCGGCCCACAUAUUCCCGUCCAUAGUGGGACGACCGAUAAUCCGGGCUGUCAACAAGAUCGGCGACAUCGACGUCAAGCAAGAAUAUUGCGUUCGUGAUGUGCUUAACAUGCCUGACCUAAUGGUCGGCGAUGAAGCGAGUAAACUUCGUUCUAUGUUAGAGAUAAGUUACCCAAUGCAAAAUGGGAUUGUUAGAAACUGGGAGGACAUGUGUCACGUGUGGGAUUACACGUUCGGCAAGGAGAAAAUGAAUAUCAAUCCGAAAGAAUGUAAAAUUCUGUUAACCGAGCCACCGAUGAAUCCUAUCACGAAUAGGGAAAAGAUGAUAGAGGUGAUGUUUGAGAAGUACGGUUUCGCUGGGACUUACAUCGCGAUCCAGGCGGUACUGACGUUAUACGCUCAAGGACUGAUCAGCGGCGUCGUUGUCGACUCCGGUGACGGUGUCACGCACAUUUGUCCCGUAUUCGAGGAGUACGCUCUGCCGCAUCUGACCAGACGGUUGGACAUAGCCGGGCGCGACAUCACGAUGUAUCUAAUUAAGUUGCUGCUGCUGCGCGGCUACGCGUUCAAUCACUCGGCCGAUUUCGAGACGGUGCGGAUGUUGAAGGAGAAGCUGUGUUACAUCGGUUACAAUAUAGAGACGGAAGAGAAGCUGGCCCUCGAAACCACUGUGUUGGUAGAGUCCUAUACUCUUCCGGACGGGCGGGUGAUCAAGGUAGGCGGUGAGAGAUUUGCGGCACCGGAAGCCCUCUUUCAGCCUCAUUUGAUUAACGUCGAGGCGCAGGGAAUAGCCGAGCUGGUGUUUAGCACAAUUCAAGCGGCUGAUAUCGAUAUCAGAAGCGAGCUGUACAAGCACAUCGUUCUGAGCGGGGGUAGUACAAUGUAUCCGGGGCUUCCAUCGAGGCUUGAACGAGAAAUUAAGCAACUUUAUCUUCAAAGAGUAUUAAAGAAUGAUACCACUAAGUUGAAUAAAUUUAAGAUAAAAAUUGAAGACUCACCUCGACGUAAGGACAUGGUUUUCAUGGGCGGUGCUGUAUUAGCGGAAAUAACGAAGGAUCGAGACUCCGUGUGGAUAACGCGGGAGGAGUACGAAGAGAAGGGUCUUAGUGUACUAAAGAAAUUAGGCGCCUACGAAUCAUAAGGAAAGUCAAUAUAAAUGUAGGCUACAAAAUUUUUAACGGGCAAUCAAGUGUUUUUUAUACCUAUAAAAAAAACGCUCUUGAGAGUUAGACUCGCGCAGCAGUUUUAUGAUUUGUUAUAUAAUUGUAAACAGGGGUACUUUAAAACGAAGUACUUUAAAAAGACUUACUAGCUGUUUGAUACUAAACUCUAGUAAACUAAUGUAUUCUUUGGUUGUAAACGUGAUAUAAUUUCAAACGAGAUACGACAAAGAUAAAAAGAAGGUUUUUCGAACAAAAAGAUGCAGUCGAGUAUCAUGGUAUUCCGAUAAAACAUUGGAAUGUGAACAUUGAAUAUUUAAUAAACUCGACGUUUUUGUUAUACUUCAGAUUGUAUCCGAUUAAAAUAUUUCGUCGAUCAGGUAUGAAACGAUAUUGCAUUUAAUAUGUAUUUAUAGCUCUCAGGUAAAUAUUCAACAUAUCGAUUAAUUUUUAUUGUUACUUACCGUGAUACCUGAUUAAAAAAAAAACUUCAUUCCUUGUUUCCUUGUAUUUGUCAAACUCUUCUCUAAAAAGUGUAAAUACAAUUGAAAUUGUAAAAAAAAAAAA
Wasmannia auropunctata (little fire ant) is the source of this 2209-nucleotide messenger RNA. It is a transcript of the gene Arp2, whose product is annotated as actin-related protein 2. Bases 403 to 1623 code for a protein of 406 amino acids. Gene Ontology annotation, molecular function: actin filament binding. Gene Ontology annotation, cellular component: actin cortical patch; Arp2/3 protein complex. The record is from RefSeq and is a predicted model, not a curated record. NCBI's taxonomy places the organism in Eukaryota, Metazoa, Arthropoda, Insecta, Hymenoptera, Formicidae. The transcript is spliced from 9 exons. Gene Ontology annotation, biological process: Arp2/3 complex-mediated actin nucleation.